AUGACCGAGACCCCAGGCACCCCACGCACCUGGGCUCUCCCGCCUACCGCCCCAAGGCCAAGGGCGGCCCGGAGCGGAAAGAAGGCCACAUGGGGCCUUCAGAUGCUGUGCGCCCGGAGACCACUUCGGUCCCCAGACCGGCCCUAUUCCAAGCGAGAGACUGAGAUCGGGCGUGCCAAGGACCGGGGACACAAGAGGGCCGGGCUUGGGGGUGGUGGUGCCGAGUUUAGGAGGGCCGUGUACCGCGUGUGUGUGGGCACUGCUCCCUACCUGAUGGCCGGCACACUGGACAACAUUUUUGUCACACUGGUGGGCACAUGUGGUGAGAGCCCCAAGCGGCGGCUGGAUCGCAUGGGCAGUGGCUUCGCCCCUGGCCAGGUGCAGAAGUACAAGGUACGCUGCUCAGAGGAGCUGGGUGAGCUCUUGCUGCUGCGGCUCCACAAGGAGCGCUACGCUUUCUUCCCCAAGGACUCCUGGUACUGCAGCCGUAUCUGCAUCACUACCCCUGGUGGUACUCUUUGCCACUUUCCCUGCUAUCAGUGGAUUGAGGGCUACUGCACCAUAGAGCUUCGACAAGGAACAGGCGGAACUAUUUGUCAGGCCUCCCUUCCCCUCCUUCUGGAUCACAGGAAAUGGGAACUCCAGGCCCGACAGGAAUGCUACCGCUGGAAAGUCUACCCUGCCCCUGGCUUCCCGGGCAUUGUAGACGUCGGCAGCUUUGAGGAGGUGGAGUCAGAUAAGAAAUUUGCUUUGAUCAAGAGGGUGCCUUGUGCAGACCAGGGCGACAGCAGUGGGAAUAGGUACCUGCCUGGCUUUCCCAUGAAAACUGACAUCCCGUCCUUGCUGUCCAUGGAACCCAAUAUUCGCUACUCGGCCACCAAGACAAGCUCGCUGCUCUUCAACGCCAUCCCUGCGUCCCUGGGCAUGAAGGUUCUGGGUCUGCUGGACCGUAAGGGCUCCUGGAGGAAGCUGGAUGACAUCCGGAAUAUCAUGUGUUGCCACAAGACCUUCACCUCAGAGUACGUCACUGAGCACUGAUAUGAAGACCACUUCUUCAGAUACCAGUACCUGAACGGUGUCAAUCCUGUCAUGCUCCACUGCCUCUCCAGCUUGCCCAGCAAGCUGCCUGUCACCAGUGACAUGGUGGCCCCCUCGCUGGGACCAGGCACCUGCCCGCAGACAGAGCUAGAGAGGGGGCACAUCUUCCUAGCGGACUACUGGAUCCCGGCAGAGGUCCCCAUCCACUGCAUAAACGGCCGCCCGCCCUCCCCACUCUGCCUGUUGUGGCUCAACCCCCAGGGGGCGCUGGUGCCCUUGGCCAUCCAGCUCAGCCAGACCUCCGGGCCAGGCAGCCCCAUUUUUCUGCCCACUGACUCCGACUGGGACUGGCUGCUGGCCAAGACGUGGGUGCGCAACUCGGAGUUCCUGGUGCACGAGAACAACACGCACUUUUUGUGCACGCAUUUGCUGUGCGAGGCCUUCGCCGUGGCCACGCUGCGUCAGCUACCGCGCUGCCACCCCAUCUACAAGCUCCUGCUUCCGCACACUCGCUACACGCUGCAGGUGAACACCGUCGCACGCACGCUGCUCAAACCAGAGGGCCUUGUGGACAAGGUCACGUCCAUCGGGAGGCAAGUCCUCCUCUACCUCAUGAGCACCGAUCUGGCCCACUUUACCUACAGCAAUUUCUGCCUUCCAGACAGCCUGCGAGCCCGCGGCAUCCUGGAUACCCCCAACUACCAUCACCGAGACGACGGCCUGAAGGUCUGGGCGGCCAUUGAGAGUUUUGUCUCAGAAAUCAUGGCCUACUAUUACCCCAGUGAUGCAUCUGUGCAGCAGGAUUCGGAGCUGCAGGCCUGGGUUGGAGAGAUCUCUGCUCAGGAGUUCCUGGGCCAGGAAAGCUCAGGCUUCCCAUGCAGGCUGUGCACCCCGGGAGAGCUGGUGAAGCUCCUCACUGCAGUCAUCUUCAACUGCUCCGCCCAGCACGCCGCCGUCAACAGUGGGCAGCAUGACUUUGGGGCCUGGAUGCCCAGUGCCCCAUAAUUCAUGAGGCAGCCCCCACCGCAGACCAAGGGGACCACCACCCUGAAAAGUUACCUAGACACCCUCCCGGAAGUGAACACCACCUGUAGCAACAUUCUCCUCUUCUGGUUGGCCAGCCAAGAGCCCAAGGAUCAGCGGCCCCUGGACACCUACCCGGACGAGCACUUCACCGAGGAAAGGCCUCUGCAGAGCACCGCCAUCUUCCAGCCCACCGCCAUCUUCCAGAGCCGCCUGGCUCAGAUCUCGCGAGACAUCCGGGAGCGGAGCGGGGGCCUGGAGCUGCCCUACUACCUGGACCCUCCCCUCAUCGAGAACAGCGUCUCCAUUUAA
Messenger RNA from Lagenorhynchus albirostris (white-beaked dolphin), 2373 nucleotides. Its product is annotated as hydroperoxide isomerase ALOXE3-like. Gene Ontology annotation, biological process: lipid oxidation; linoleic acid metabolic process. Gene Ontology annotation, molecular function: metal ion binding; oxidoreductase activity, acting on single donors with incorporation of molecular oxygen, incorporation of two atoms of oxygen; protein binding. The record is from RefSeq and is a predicted model, not a curated record. Lineage: Eukaryota; Metazoa; Chordata; Mammalia; Artiodactyla; Delphinidae.